This is a messenger RNA of Manihot esculenta (cassava), 1690 nucleotides long. Its product is annotated as G-protein coupled receptor 1. Gene Ontology annotation, biological process: cell surface receptor signaling pathway; adenylate cyclase-activating G protein-coupled receptor signaling pathway. The transcript is spliced from 9 exons. Gene Ontology annotation, cellular component: plasma membrane. Lineage: Eukaryota; Viridiplantae; Streptophyta; Magnoliopsida; Malpighiales; Euphorbiaceae. Gene Ontology annotation, molecular function: G protein-coupled receptor activity. The record is from RefSeq and is a predicted model, not a curated record. Bases 237 to 1193 code for a protein of 318 amino acids.
UGGAAUAUUCAGAUUGAUUUUUUUUUUUUUUUUAACAGAGAAAUUAAAGUUGAAUUCGGUGCAAUCUUUCAUUGAUUUGGUGCGGUUCUUCCAUUGUGACCCCUGACCAGGCGCCAGCGAGUUUACCUUCUUUCUUCCUGUGGAUUUUCGUUGCUCACUUCUCCGUCUUCCCGCGAAUUACUAAUUUAGUGGCCAACUGCCUACUAUAGUAUUUAUCAGAAACUUACAGAUCGAGAAUGGCGACGGUGCUUGUCGCCGGUAACCUCACGGCUCACGAUCGGCAGAUUCUUACGUCUGUGAACGCAGGAGCGUCUAGUCUUUCAUUUGUAGGAUCCAGCUUCAUAGUUCUAUGCUAUGUCCUCUUCAAAGAGCUACGCAAGUUCUCCUUCAAGCUUGUAUUCAAUCUCGCCCUCUCCGACAUGCUUUGCAGUUUCUUUAGUAUAGUUGGGGAUCCGUCCAAAGGAUUCUUUUGCAUUGCUCAGGGCUACAGCACACAUUUCUUCUGUGUAGCAUCUUUCUUGUGGACCACGACUAUUGCUUUUACUCUUCAUCGUACUGUUGUUAAACAUAAAACAGAUGUUGAAGACUUGGAGGCCUUGUUUCAUUUGUAUGUUUGGGGAACUUCAUUGGUUAUGACUGUAAUACGGUCCAUUGGUAAUAAUCAUGGACAUUUAGGUGCAUGGUGUUGGGCAGAAAUAGGGAGAACAAGAAAGGCAAUUCACUUUAUAACAUUUUAUGCACCGCUAUGGGGUGCAAUACUUUACAAUGGAUUUACAUACUUUCAGGUCAUACGCAUGCUAAAUAAUGCAACACGUAUGGCAGUUGGCAUGUCAGACCGGGCAUAUCAAUUUGAUGCAAGGCCAGACAUGAAGGCUUUGAACCGGUGGGGAUACUAUCCACUUAUCCUGAUAGGAUCAUGGGCUUUUGGCACAAUCAACCGCAUUCAUGAUUUUGUUGCACCAGGCCACAAUAUCCUUUGGCUCUCAGUUCUUGAUGUUGGAACUGCUGCUCUGAUGGGUCUUUUCAACUCAAUAGCAUAUGGUUUGAACUCUUCUGUGCGUCGGGCUAUAUAUGAAAGAUUGGAUCUGGUCUGGCCAGAUAGGCUGAGAAGAUGGUUCCCUAAUAGUUUAAAAUUCAGAAAUCAAGGGCAAGAGAGUGAACUAGUUUCCUUGAAAAUUCAAGAUCAGCAAUAACAGCUUGGAGACUUCGCCUGCUCAUUUUGACUGGGAAUUCAAACAUCUUGCCGGUGUCUGCUCGCUCUCAGAUUUGCUUCUCACCUUUGUGCAAAGUCCAUCAAAUUCUUAUUUUCCUUGUUUCAGGAAAGCAGGUACAACUGAUCCUUUUGUUAAGGUAGAUUUGAUUGUGAUAUCCAUAACCAUCUUUUCCUGGAGUUGUAUUACAUGAAGGUGGAGGAGGACAGGAAAACUGAGGGCAGUAACAUGAAAUUGCAUCAAUUAGUCAUUAGGCGCGGACAAUUGUUGUUGAUUAGAAAUAUCUUUUUUAAAAAAAUUGACUUGCACUUUGGAUUUGGGGAUAAGGUUCUUGCCCCUUUGUUACUAUUGUGUAUGAUAUGUUUUUCUGUUCCUAUGAAGGCAUCACUUCUAGUGGAUUACGGAAAAUUAUUAUUGUGUAAUGAUAUCAUCAAUUAUUUUGCUCAGAAUGGAAGAAAUGGAUGUGAGUUAAUGAUGUA